Molecule: messenger RNA, 2339 nt
Organism: Vanrija pseudolonga
Lineage: Eukaryota; Fungi; Basidiomycota; Tremellomycetes; Trichosporonales; Trichosporonaceae
Gene: NOC2
Product: Nucleolar complex protein 2
Exons: 3
Coding region: 1-2235 (744 amino acids)
Biological process (GO): ribosomal large subunit biogenesis
Cellular component (GO): nucleolus; nucleoplasm; Noc1p-Noc2p complex
Source: RefSeq, a predicted model, not a curated record
AUGGGUCGCCCGUCCAAGCAGUUCAAAAAGUUUGCCUCGUCGGGCAAGCUGACCGAGACGAUCAAGAAGCGCCGCACACAAAAGGAGUCGAAGCGCAAGUUUGAGAGCCAGGUCGCGCAGCGCCUGCACCAGCGCGGCGCCCCUCGACCGGAGCACGCUCUGUCCGACGACGAGGACGACGAGGAUGCCGACGACGACAUCAACCCGCGCAAGGUGCAGGGCGGCAAGGUUGCCGGUGUUGCCAAGACGGUCGACGAGCUGUUUGGCGCCGGCGGCCUUGACGUGCCGAUCGACGACCCGUCCGACCUCGAGGACCUGAGCGACGACGAGGACGAGGAAGACGACGACGAGGAUGAGGAGGGUGAGGGCGAGGAUGAGGAGGACGAGGAGAUGGACGAGGCGGCAAUGGCCAAGGCCAUGGCUGAGCUCGAGAAGAAGGACCCCGAGUUCUUCAAGCACCUCAAGGCCGAGGACCCCAGCCUUCUCUCGUUCGGCAAGGGCAAGGGCCGCGCCGACGCCAUGGAGGAGGAUGACGAGGACGAGGACGACGAUGAGGACGACGAGGAUAUCGAGAUGGACGAGGAUGAGGAUGAUGACGACACCCCUGCGCCCAAGAUCAUCGUCACGAUGAAGAUGCUGCGUCUCUGGCGCGAGAGCAUGCUCAAGCGCUUCUCGCUCCGUUCGCUCCGCAAGAUGACCCAGGCGUUCCGGGCCGCCGCUCACAUGAAUGAGGCCGAGGAGGAGCAGGGUGACGGCUCCGAGUCGCGCUACACCAUCCCCAGUGCUGCUGUGUUCAACAAGCUCGUGCUUACCGCGCUGAAGUUUACGCCCGUCGUUCUGAGCCACCACAUGCCCUUCAAGGUCCUCCCCAACGGCAGGAUAAAGCUGCUGCAGGACAAGAAGAAGGCGACGGCGGCCAACCUCGACCGCCUGGUGCUGAGCCACUUCUCGACCCUGCUCCACCUCAUCAAGUCGCUCCCCUCUACUCCGUCGGCGCUGGCCGGCGCGAGCGGCGACGAGGCCGAGGCCGGCGGCCUGCUCGCCAUGGCUGUCGCCGAGUCGGCCAAGCUUCUCCCCUGGGUCCUCAACGCGCGCAAGCACCUCCGCGCCUACCUCAAGGUCCUGCUCGACCUGUGGUCCAGCGCCGGCGACAGCGUGCGUGUCGCUGCGUUCCUUGCUAUCCGCAAGAUGUUCGUCGCUGGCGACGAGGCCGUCAAGGACCUUGCCCUCCGCAACAUCUACAAGUCGCUCGUCCUGCCCAUGCGCCACACCAGCGUCCACACCCUCCCCUCGCUCAACUUGAUGAAAAACACGGCAGCUGAACUUUACAACAUUGAGCCGCAGCUCGCGUACCAGCACGCCUUCACCUUCAUCCGUAUGCUCGCCGUGCACCUGCGUACCGUUGUGCGUUCGUCGACGUCGGGCAAGGGUGGCGAGGACGGUGCCGCGUUCCGCGCAGUGUACAACUGGGCGUUUGUCCACUCCAUCGACUUCUGGUCUCAGGUGCUUGCAUCGGCGGCCAGCGUCGAGACCCAGCGUGCCCGCGGUGGCCUCGAGAGCCCCCUCAAGCCGCUCAUCUACCCGCUCACGCAGAUUGCGCUGGGUCUGGUCCGCCUGCUCCCUUCGUCGCGCUACUUCCCUCUCCGGUUCCAUGUCAUCGCUUCGCUUAUCCGCCUCGUGUCCCUCACCGAGACGUACAUCCCGCUCGCGCCAUUCCUGCUCGAGAUUCUCGACUCGGCCGAGUUCCGCCGCUCCAACCCCAAGAAGGCGACCCUCAAGCCUCUGGACCUCGCGUACAUCAUUCGCGCGCCCGCGGCUUACCCCAAGACCCGAGUGUACCAGGAGACGCUCGGCGAGGAGCUCGUCUACCUCCUUGGCGACUACCACGCUCAGCUCGCCAAGAACAUUGCCUUCCCUGAGAUCACGCUGCCAGUGGUGACCUCGAUCAGGCGGCACAUCAAGCGAGGCACGGCCGGCAGCCCCAAGGUGAGCACCCAGCUCAAGGUGCUUGUCGACAAGCUGGACGCGAACCGCACCUGGGUCGAGGGCCAGCGCCGCAACGUGUCGUUUGCGCCCCGUGACCGCGGUGAGGUGUCGCGCUUCCUCGAGAACACCAAGAUCGAGGCAACACCGCUCGGUGGCUGGAUGCGGAUCCAGCGCAAGCAGCGGGACCAGCGCCGCCGUGAGGUGGAGAAGGCGCUGCGCGAGGAGCGCGAGGAGAGCGAUGACGAGUAAGCGCGGCGGCGUGGCGUGGUGGCUAGAUGGUGGUGGCUUUGGUAUGUGCCUGGUGGCCUAGUCCCAGGCUGUAUGUAUUUCAUGCAUGGUCGAUUCUAAACGUG